AGAUGCGCUGUUGCCGGAGAGACUCCCACAGACGGAAUUCUCAGUCGAGGAAACCCCAUUUUUUCAAAGUGAUCCUCCAUUCAACUGUCGAUGACGGACAGCUUGUGAUCCCAGUUGAAUUUGUUCGUAGAUUUGGAGAAGAUCUAUCUGAUUCUGCAGUUCUCAAGCUUCCUAGCGGCAAAGAGUGGGUUGUAGAGUUGAAGAAAACUGAUGGAAGGGUUUGGUUCCACAAUGGUUUUCAAGGAUUCUUGGAGUAUCACAACAUAUCUGUUGGAUACUUCAUAGUUUUUAGAUAUGAAGGGGAUUCCCAAUUCCUUUGUCUUAUUUUCAAUGAUAAUUCUUGUGAAAUAAAAUAUAAGCUUCAAGAGUCGAAUCUUCAAGAUAAUCUUGAAAAUGAAGAAAGUGGAGAAGAAGAGGACACUCCAGCUUCCUUGAGAAAGAAGAUUAAGAAACAUGGAAAAAGAAGUUCUGCUGGAAGCCCGGUCACUCAACCUUACUGUCCUGCUCAGAAAAAAAGGAAAAUGAAUAAUAUUGUGGGAAAGCGAACCAAGCCAAAUCCUUCGGGAGAGGAGGUGACCAAAGGAUUUGAGAACCAACAGACAGCUGAAGAUGAAUCGCAUCUGUGUUUAGAAGAUGAAUAUGAAUUGGCUUUUCUGAGGAAGGAAAGGCCAGUGACAAAGAAAGAAAGAGAAAGGGCAAUUUGCGCAGCCAAGACAUUAAAAACUAAAAAUCCUUCAUUCAUGGUCGUCAUGACACCGUCCUAUCUGCGCAAGGGACUGAAUGUUCCUCUUGUAUUUGCAAGGGAUCAUUUCUCCGUGGGAUUUCACCGUGUCAAACUUCGGCUGUCAAAUGGGGGAACAUGGCCUGCCCGGUUCUUUCUUCGCAGUAGCAUUAAAGCACUUCUUAGUGGUGGAUGGAAUGCAUUUGCUCGGGAAAACAUUCUUUUAGAAGGAGACUGUUGUGUAUUUGAGGUGCUUAACAAGAAAGAUAUUGAGAUGAAAGUAUCAAUUUUCCGUGUUGUGGAAGAUUGGGUCCCACUUGUUGGAUCUAUUAUUGCAAAGACAAGGAUUCCUACGACUAUCAAAGAAAGUAAAGCCACUCAAGCAGCAAGAGAGUUCAAGUCUGAAUAUCCAUUCUACACGGUUUAUAUACAUCAAAGCUAUGCUCGGAGGUGUGGGAUGAUUAUGAAGGCUGACUUUGUCAAGAGCCAUAUGACAGAUGAAGUAGAUACAAUCACACUUCAGAAUUCAGAUGGGAGAAAAUGGUCUGUCAAGUGUUUUAUUAAGGAUGGUGCAGGUAAAUUUGGUCGUGGUUGGGGUGCAUUUGCAAAGGAAAAUAAUGUAGAAGAGGGAGAUGUUUGUGCUUUUGAGCUUCUUAAAAAGAAGGGUACUGUUUUGAAGGUCUCCAUUUUAAAAAAUCACUGAACAUGUGGUGAAACUGUAAUACUUGGAGAGUUAAAUGAAAUUUUACUUUCCUGUUUUCCUA
Messenger RNA from Telopea speciosissima, 1485 nucleotides. Its product is annotated as B3 domain-containing transcription factor VRN1-like. NCBI's taxonomy places the organism in Eukaryota, Viridiplantae, Streptophyta, Magnoliopsida, Proteales, Proteaceae. The record is from RefSeq and is a predicted model, not a curated record. Gene Ontology annotation, molecular function: DNA binding. The coding region runs from base 3 to 1424 and encodes 473 amino acids. The transcript has 5 exons.